Messenger RNA from Grammomys surdaster, 5730 nucleotides. RefSeq names its product structural maintenance of chromosomes 5 (gene Smc5). The transcript has 25 exons. Gene Ontology annotation, cellular component: Smc5-Smc6 complex. Gene Ontology annotation, biological process: double-strand break repair via homologous recombination. The record is from RefSeq and is a predicted model, not a curated record. The coding region runs from base 74 to 3382 and encodes 1102 amino acids. Lineage: Eukaryota; Metazoa; Chordata; Mammalia; Rodentia; Muridae. Gene Ontology annotation, molecular function: ATP hydrolysis activity; ATP binding.
AGCCCGGCGCGGAGGCUCCUGGGCUGCGGCUCGCCUGGAACGGAAGCCGCCGCGGGACGCGGAGGAAGCCAGGAUGGCGACUCCGAGCGGGAAGGCUGUUACCCCCAACCCCCAGGUUUCCAAGAGGUCUCUCCCGAGAGAUGCUUCCUCCGAGGUCCCGAGCAAGAGAAAGAACUCGAACCCGACGUCGACACUGCCGAGGCCGUCCGGACUCUUUGUCGAAGGCUCAAUCGUCCGCAUCGCCAUGGAGAACUUCUUAACAUAUGAUAUCUGUGAAGUGUCUCCUGGGCCCCAUCUGAAUAUGAUUAUCGGAGCCAAUGGAACAGGGAAGUCAAGCAUUGUGUGUGCCAUUUGCCUUGGACUAGCAGGCAAACCCGCUUUCAUGGGACGUGCAGAUAAGGUUGGGUUUUUCGUGAAAAGAGGAUGUUCCAAAGGUUUGGUUGAAAUUGAACUGUUCAGAACUUCUGGAAAUCUUGUAAUCACUCGUGAAAUUGAUGUGAUAAAAAAUCAGUCCUUUUGGUUCAUCAACAAAAAACCUGUAACCCAGAAGAUAGUGGAAGAACAAGUUGCAGCCUUAAACAUCCAAGUGGGCAAUCUGUGCCAGUUCUUGCCUCAGGACAAAGUUGGGGAAUUUGCUAAACUCAGCAAAAUUGAACUCCUUGAAGCUACUGAGAAGUCAAUUGGUCCUCCAGAGAUGCACAGAUACCACUGUGAACUCAAAAACUUCAGGGAGAAGGAGAAGCAGCUAGAGACCUCUUGCAAAGAGAAAACUGAAUACCUAGAGAAAAUGAUUCAGAGAAAUGAAAGGUACAAACAAGAUGUGGAAAGAUUCUAUGAACGAAAACGACAUUUAGAUUUAAUUGAGAUGCUUGAGGCAAAAAGACCAUGGGUGGAAUAUGAGAAUGUACGUCAGGAAUAUGAAGGUGUGAAACUAAUUCGUGACCGAGUGAAGGAAGAGGUCAGGAAACUUAAAGAAGGGCAGAUUCCUAUGACGCGACGGAUUGAGGAAAUUGAUAGGCAGCGUCGCACUUUGGAAGUUCGAAUCAAAGAAAAGGCAACUGAUAUUAAGGAAGCAUCUCAGAAAUGCAAACAAAGGCAAGACUUGAUUGAACGGAAGGAUAGACAUAUUAAGGAACUUCAGCAGGCAUUAACAGUCAAACAGAAUGAGGAGCAUGACCGGCAGAGGAGAAUAAGUAACACCCGCAAGAUGAUAGAAGAUCUGCAGAAUGAGCUCAGGACUGCAGAAAAUUGCGAGAACCUUCAGCCUCAGAUUGAUGCCAUCACAAAUGAUCUGAGGCGCGUUCAAGAGGAGAAGGCCUUAUGUGAAGGCGAGAUCAUUGAUAAACAGAGAGAAAAGGAAAUGCUGGAGAAACAGAAACGAAGUGUGAGUGAUCAUAUCGUACGUUUUGACAAUCUUAUGAAUCAGAAGGAAGAUAAGCUGAGACAGAGGUACCGGGAUACGUAUGAUGCAGUCUUGUGGCUGAGAAAUAACAAAGAUAGGUUUAAACAAAGAGUCUGUGAACCCAUAAUGCUGACGAUUAAUAUGAAAGAUAAUAAAAAUGCAAAAUAUGUUGAAAAUCAUAUUUCAUCAAAUGACUUAAGAGCCUUUGUGUUUGAAAGUCAAGAAGAUAUGGAGAUUUUUCUCAGAGAGGUUCGUGACAAUAAGAAGUUAAGAGUAAAUGCUGUUAUUGCUCCCAAGAUUUCAUAUGCAGACAAAGCACCUUCAAGAUCUCUGAAUGAGUUAAAACAGUAUGGAUUUUUUUCGUACCUUCGAGAGUUAUUUGACGCACCUGAUCCUGUAAUGAGUUACCUUUGCUGUCAGUACCAUAUCCAUGAAGUUCCUGUGGGGACUGAAAGAACCCGAGAAAGAAUUGAACGGGUAAUACAAGAAACUCGAUUAAAACAAAUUUAUACAGCAGAAGAAAAGUAUGUGUUAAAAACUUCUUUCUAUUCAAAUAAAGUUAUUUCUAGUAAUACAUCCCUGAAAGUAGCCCAGUUCCUCACUGUUACUGUGGAUCUAGAGCAAAGAAGGCACCUGGAAGAACAGCUAAAGGAAAUUAAUAGAAAACUGGAAACAGUGGACUCAGGAUUGGUAGCCUUGCGUGAUACAAACAGGCGUCUUGAGCUCAAAGACAAUGAGCUAAGGCUGAAGAAGAAGGAGCUUCUUGAAAGAAAAACAAAAAAAAGACAACUGGAACAGAAAAUCAGCUCCAAGCUGGCAAGUAUAAGGCUGAUGGAACAGGACACCUGCAAUCUGGAAGAGGAAGAACGAAGAGCAAGUACCAAAAUAAAAGAAAUAAAUGUUCAGAAAGCAAAACUUGUUACUGAAUUAACAGGCCUUGUAAAGAUUUGCACUUCUUUGCAUAUUCAAAAAGUUGAUUUGAUUCUUCAAAAUACUACAGUGAUCUCUGAGAAGAACAAAUUAGAAGCAGAUUACAUGGCAUCAUCUUCCCAGCUGCGCGUCACAGAACAACAGUUCAUUGAAUUGGAUGACAACAGACAGAGAUUAUUACAGAAGUGCAAGGAACUUAUGAAGAGAGCUAGGCAAGUAUGUAACCUGAGUGCAGACCAAGCCGUUCCCCAGGAAUUUCAGACACAAGUACCCACCAUUCCAAAUGGACACAGCUCCUCACCCCCCAUGGCUUUUCAAGAUCUCCCAAACACAUUGGAUGAAAUCGAUGCAUUAUUAACUGAAGAAAGAUCAAGAGCUUCUUGCUUCACAGGACUGAGUCCUUUGGUCGUUGAGGAGUAUACAAAAAGAGAAAUAGAAAUACAGCAGUUAAAUGAAGAACUAGAAGGGAAGAAAGUUGAACUAGAUGAAUACAGGGAAAACAUUUCACAGGUGAAAGAAAGGUGGCUGAACCCCUUAAAGGAGCUAGUAGAAAAAAUCAAUGAGAAGUUCAGCAACUUUUUUAGUUCCAUGCAGUGUGCUGGUGAAGUUGAUCUUCAUACAGAAAACGAGGAAGAUUAUGAUAAAUAUGGAAUCCGGAUUAGAGUAAAAUUUCGCAGUAGUACUCAGCUGCAUGAAUUAACUCCUCAUCAUCAGAGUGGAGGUGAAAGAAGUGUUUCUACCAUGCUAUACUUGAUGGCACUUCAGGAGCUUAACAGAUGUCCAUUCAGAGUAGUUGAUGAAAUUAAUCAGGGUAUGGACCCAAUUAAUGAGCGGAGAGUAUUUGAAAUGGUUGUGAACACUGCCUGUAAAGAGAACACAUCCCAGUAUUUCUUCAUCACACCGAAGCUUCUACAAAAUCUUCCUUAUUCUGAAAAGAUGACAGUAUUGUUUGUCUACAAUGGUCCUCACAUGCUGGAACCAAACCGAUGGAAUUUAAAGGCUUUUCAAAGGCGUCGGCGAAGGAUUACCUUCACUCAACCUUCUCAGUGAAAGGAAAGGGAGGGGCCUUCUGAGGGUUUUUUUCGUCUAACUGUUUAUACGUGUCGCUCAAGUGAAUAAAAGUUAGCAGAUUUAUUGAAAGAGAAAGAUUGGUUAUUUUUGGAAACUUGCUUUUAAAGACAAAUAGGUUGUUGAAGUGGAGACCACAGUGACUCUGGAACGUUUUCUAGUGAAAACUAAGUCUUCAGUUUUGGUGGACCUUGUCGUCUUAGUCCUCUGAGCACGGGAUUGUUGUGUGAAGCUUUGUGCUGCCCCUCAGGUGUGGGGCCCACGUCUAGCUCAGCAUUUAGGAGGGGGAGGCAGGAAGUCAUGAGUUUGAGUAGUUUCAUGUGUCGUAACUGAAAGAGCUAUUUCUUGUUGCAAAUCACAGGUAUGGCAGAAUGAGAUUUUCUUCACAGAACAUUUACUAACUACAGAAGCACUGAGUGCUCGUUGCAGAACAUUCUGACUUUUGAAAGAUUAAAGGCAACUCAGAAUUAGAAGUCCCACUUUUCUUCCAGUAUUAUAUUUAGUUUUUAAAAACUAGUAUAGGAAUGUCUGCUUAAUAGAUGCUGAUUUACGGAAGAUUUGUUCAUUUCUUUGUGUUUAAAAAAAAGGUUCCCUUAUUUUUGUAGAAAAUAUGUUUUAGGCAACUUAUUGUUAUUUCAGAGAAUUGGGAAAACAUAUACACAUGGGGCUUCAAAAUGACAGGAGGCCUUUGAGAGGUCACAAGGUAAAGAUGAUACAGAAUGUGGCCCAAACAUUGGCAGAGUGAAAUCAAGUGACAGUAGUUAAAGUAUAAGUGUCGUAGUGGAGUUUUUAUGUUUGUUUGUUUGUUUGUUUAAUUUAAAGUCAAAUGUAUUUUACAUCUUAAAUUUCUAAAAAGCAUUUUUAUAAUUACUUUUAGUAAGAUUUUUCUUAAAAUUUCAUAUACGAGUUUUUACAAUUUGUAUUUGAAAUUUCUCAGUGCUAUGUAAAGAAUGUAGGCAAAGAAUUGAUUGGUUUCAAAUCCUGUUUUUAGAAUUUGUAAGUCCCCAAUAUUUUAGAAAAAUCUCAUCUAAAUGUUUUCUUCCAGCUCGAAAAUAUUAAUUGAAAGCCAUUUAUUUUUCUCUGAGAAUGCUAAUUAAUAUUCUGUUCUUUUAAAAACUAAAUCUUGAAAGAAAAUAGAAAUGUCUUUGAAUAGUGGACUGAACCAUAUCUUUGAUGGUACUGACAAAAUUAUUUUUUUGACUUGCUAGCCUGAAUAAAAUUUGGGCUUUGUAUAUUAUUGUAAUAGCCAAUGAAAUUUACAUUCUUAUUAGGUUAAAAAAUAAUGGAACAUGAGUUUAUGUCCUCUCACUUAGAAAUUUUUUUUUAGAAGGUGUAUUUCUUUUUAAAAGUUGUAAAAGAACCCUUCCCUCUUAAACUAAGUCUCAUAUAUGUACUAUAAAGAUAUUUUUAAUAACAUUUUUAUCAGCAUGAACAAGUCAAAAAAAUUAAAAACUUGGUAGCAUAUUAGUGAGAGGUAUUACUAAACAUUUGUGUUGUUGCUUGGAUUUCUGAUAUAAUAUCUUCACUGAUACGUGCUUGAUGUAGUUUGGUUUUAUCAUAUCAGUGUGAAAGAAAAACAAAACAUACUUAAAACUCACAUCAGCAAAUCCAUUUCAGUUUACAUAUGCCAAAAAUAAUUCCAUAUUAUGCUUAUAAGCUUUCAAAGAGCAAAAUUGAUGUUUGGUUUUAUAUUGAACUUUGGGCUGUGAAGGAUAAAUUAUGUAUCAUUUAUCAUAUUAAAAAUAGUCAAACAUAGUAUAAUGUCAUUUUCUGCAACUGUUGAUUUUUUUUAAUUACAUUCAAAUUGUAAAAAUCCCAAGUAAAAGCCUAAUUUGAUAAAUAAAAUAUUUAAAACCUGAUGGUUACAAAUAUUUUUAAUGACUAAAUGUUUACAUUGAUUUGCCUAAGGACAGUCUCUAUUAAAAGGUUUCUCAUUUUCAAAAAAACAAAAAGGGUUUUUUUUUGUAAGAUUUAUUUAUGUGAACAGAUGUUUUGCCUACAUGUAUGUCUGUAUACCUGGUACUUGCUAAGGCUGGAAGAGAGCAUCAGAUCUCCUAGGAGUGGAGUUAAAGAUAGUUGUGAGCUGCUAUAUGGGCGUUGGGCAUAAAAACUGGGUCCUAUGGAAGAACAGCCAGUAGACUUAACCUCUGAGCCAUCUCUCCAGUCCCAAAAAGAGAUUUCUUGCUGCUUUCCAAUAGCCUUGGACAUAAGCCUAUAGCAUGUGAGGGGCAUCACUUCACUCUUGUUUGUGAAAUUGUAAUUGAUUAAAACUAUGUUGUAAAUUCGACUUUGUUGGUAAUAAAUAUGUAUUUUUCCAUUGGUAUAGAUUA